Populus nigra (black poplar) is the source of this 393-nucleotide messenger RNA. RefSeq lists its product as uncharacterized. NCBI's taxonomy places the organism in Eukaryota, Viridiplantae, Streptophyta, Magnoliopsida, Malpighiales, Salicaceae. The transcript has a single exon. The record is from RefSeq and is a predicted model, not a curated record. Bases 1 to 393 code for a protein of 130 amino acids.
AUGAGUUAUCACUCACGUAGGACUUUAACACCUGGCGCCUCAAAGAAGCGCAAAGAGAGAGAGGCACUGUCUUAUUCAAUGAAGCCGAAAUCGGCUUCGGCUCAACCAGCUUCAAAUCUUGACGAGCCGAUUUCCUCUAAUCGGCUACUAGCCGGCUACAUGGCGUAUGAGUUCUUGACUGAAGGCACCCUUCUUGGGCAGAAGUUCGAUCCGGCUCGAGCAGAAGUCAUGUCUCUAGCUGGCGGCUCGGUGGAGUGCUCGAAGAGAGGGGAGCCGGGGAAGAAGAAGGAACACGAGAGUUACGCUGAGGUGGCAAGCAUUUUAAAGAGUGAAGGGGCCCACAUUCCCGGGAUUGUUAAUCCUUGCCAGCUGGCCAGGUGGAUCCAGAUGUAG